AUGAAUAAUUUGCGGCCAAGCAACCUGAGUCUGAGGACUGUGAGCUCAAACAGACCUCAGCUGCACCACACCGAGGAUCAACGGUCUGUCGCAGCUUCGGACGACUACUACUCUUUCUCGGAUCAUAACUCCAGUCGAAGCCCAAGUAAUGGAAGUGCAGCUACCGUGAUGCGGUAUGCGACUCCUGCGUCAUAUCCUCCUUCCCGCACGGCCUCCCCUCACAUUUCUCGAACGCAUCUAGCCCCCGACAUGGCUGCACCAGAAGCAGAGCGAUCGGCUCCUCAACAAGACGGAACUCCAACGUCAAAUACUGUGCAUUUUGGCCAGGAUAGAGUUGCCUGGAUCAGCCCCAGAUCGGAUCACGACAGUCACCAAGAUCAAGAUCUUGGAGAGUACAGCGGAAGACCUGAUACUCCCGGCUUGGACGAUUCCCCGUAUGUUCGAUUCGCCAUCAAUCAGCUUACGCGCGAUGAAGAGACAGCUAGCCUGAGCCGAAAGAGCUCACUUGAAAGCGAUGAAUACCCGGCCGAUCGUCUCGUAUGGGAUGAAGGGUUAGGUCAGUUUACUCGUUCACCACUGCCUUCCAAGACACCUCCAGCGCAGCAACCGCGGCCACUGUCCGGGGAGCAGCAGCAACUAUUGCCGCCACCACCGCAGAGCGUGGAACCAGAGUCGUUUGUUGCUGUGGAGCCCCCCGAAGAAAGUCUGCUGUAUCCUGCACUGGACUACGUGCCUGUCGUUUUACGACCGUGGGCUCUGGCUGCCCUAAUUUUCUGCUGUCUGCUCAUGAUCGCGGGAAUUGUGUUUUGCAACGUCUGGUCUCGACGACACUCAGGACUCUGGUAUUAUGAUGGCCAAGGUGGUUCACAAUAUUUCGUUUUCCAGUUUCUCCCACAAAUCUUAGCGGCAAUCAUCACCAUUUGGACCUUUGUUGUUCAGGCCGCGAUUUAUCGCAUAAUGCCCUUUGCGACUAUGGGAUCAGAACGCCCCGUGGACCAUGUCUUGCAGAAACUUCCAAUUCUGUCGCAGAAUUUCCUCCUUCCGGACAUUUCGCAUUUUCGACAUGGUGAACCGGCGAUCGGCAUUUCUCUGUUUGCAAUCUGGCUUUCCAAUUUCAUCUCGAUACCCCUUCUCAGUUGUCUUUUCCAAGCAAAGUGGUAUGAUAUUGACGGACAAGGCACAUGGCAGUGGGCGUCGGUUCUCGCAGUUGGCUGGACGCUUGUGGCUAUCUACGGAUUGCUGGUAAUCGGGUUGCUUAUGCUCAUGCUGCGUUUCGCUCGCACUUGGUCUGGCUUGAUGUGGGAUCCUACUAGCUUGGCCGAUCUGAUCUCUAUCAUUCAGAGAUCUAACAUCUUACACGAUUUUGAAUACUCCGAGGUCGUGCCUCAUGUUGGAGAGACGCUGGAUCCUCGAGUUCUCCGACUGGGCUAUUGGCGGUUGUCGAAUAGGGACGAAAUCUUCUAUGGUGUUGGUGAAGUUGAUGCUCCGAUACGCAGUCCGUCUUUACACCGUACGGAAAAGACCCGAGGAAAACAGCCACACGGUCUAUUGAGGGUCUCCUUUGACGUGGAACAGCACGCUGGCUUUUCGAAAGAGAUGGAUGAUCAUCCUUUGUAUUCCAAAUCAGCCCGUUAUCGAUGGACACCGUGGUUUCUUCGGGACACUUGGGUGGUUUUGUGGUCGGUAAUUGUUUCUGCCCUAUUCAUCGCUUUCGUGCUGGCCAGCUUUAUCCAUGACGCGAUCAAAGGAGGAUUCCCACCCCGACUGCCAACUCUUCCCUCGACUGGUGCAUUUUCAUCAUCCAACUUCUUGUACAGCUUCAUUCCCGCUUUGAUCGGAAAUGUACUGUUUUUGCUUUGGCAACCCGUAGAUGUUUACUUCCGUGGUCUGCAGCCUUUCGUCGAGCUCUCCGCGCCAAACGGGGCGCCAGCCGAGCGAAGCCUUCUGUUGUCGUAUCCGGCCCGUCUCCCAUUCGAAGUGACUGUUCUGGCGAUUCUCAACAAACACUACAAAGUCGCCUGGAUCUCCCUGAUGAGCGUGGUGUCGGUCGCUAUUCCCAUUUUGGCUGGUGGAGUUUUCAUUGCCCUAUGGUAUCCUUCACACCAAGAUAUUCGGAUUGCGGCCCUGAUGCCUGCAUUCUAUACGCUUGUGGCAUUCUGCGCUUUGUACAUGGUCUCAUUCCUGUGUAUCUGGCCACGCCGUUGCAGAUAUCUACCCCAUGAUAUCAGCACGGUGGUAGAUCAGAUAAGCUUCCUUUACCAAAGCCCUUUGCUUUCCGACAAGUUGUUGCGGGAGCCCAGAAGCAAGACCGACCUUGUCACUCGACUCAUUAUGGCGCCUCCGGGAGAGAGAGACUAUCCCAUGUACGGUUUCGGGAUCUACAUCGGACGAGAUGGGAAAGAACACCUUGGGAUUGACCGUUUCCAUCGACCCGGUAGAUCUGAUAUGCUGAUUACCACGGGAUCAAUGAAAUGA
Molecule: messenger RNA, 2475 nt
Organism: Aspergillus wentii DTO 134E9
Lineage: Eukaryota; Fungi; Ascomycota; Eurotiomycetes; Eurotiales; Aspergillaceae
Exons: 2
Coding region: 1-2475 (824 amino acids)
Source: RefSeq, a predicted model, not a curated record